Molecule: messenger RNA, 3842 nt
Organism: Solea solea (common sole)
Lineage: Eukaryota; Metazoa; Chordata; Actinopteri; Pleuronectiformes; Soleidae
Gene: mfge8b
Product: milk fat globule EGF and factor V/VIII domain containing b
Exons: 11
Coding region: 133-1572 (479 amino acids)
Molecular function (GO): calcium ion binding
Source: RefSeq, a predicted model, not a curated record
CUCUCGCUCCACAGCCGCGCAACUAGCUCGAGAGUCGGUCACACUAACGUCCGGAACGCCGCUGUCCUCUUGUACCCUCAAACCUUCUCUCACCUAAUUUACUCACUCGAACACGAAAGAAGAACGACAGCCAUGCAGGAGAACACGCGGUUCUUCAUGUGGCUUCAACUUUUCUCCGCUGCUCUGGUGUUCGGGGUUAACGGUGAUUACUGUGAGGUGAAUGUCUGCAGUAAUGGUGGCACCUGUGUGACUGGAGCAGGAGCUCCGUUCAUCUGUAUCUGUCCUGACGGCUUCUCUGGAGAUACCUGCAAUGAGACUGAGACUGGACCCUGCAAACCCAACCCAUGCAAGAAUGAUGCCAUCUGUGAGGUGACCGGUCACUCCCGCAGAGGUGACGUCUUCAGCGAGUACAUCUGCAAGUGCGAGCCAGGCUUUGAAGGAGUCCAUUGCCAGAACAGUAUCCAAGGGGCAGAUUUAAUGUCGAAACAAGACAUAAACGACUGUGCCGGCCAGCCAUGUGAGAAUGGAGGUACCUGCAGGGACCUGGAUGGAGAUUUCAAAUGCCACUGCCCUUCACCUUAUGUGGGCAAACAUUGCCAACUGCGAUGCAUUUCUCUGCUCGGCAUGGAGGGAGGAGGUAUCGCCGAGUCCCAGAUCUCGGCCUCAUCAGUCCGCUACACCCUGCUGGGCCUGCAACGCUGGGGACAUGAGCUCGCCCGCCUCCACAACAAGGGACUGGUUAAUGCCUGGAGUUCUGCCACACACGACAGGAACCCAUGGAUAGAGAUCAACCUGAAGAGGAAAAUGCGUGUCACAGGUAUCGUCACUCAGGGUGCCAGUCGCUUAGGAACAGCUGAGUUCAUCAAAGCCUUUAAGGUGGCGUCCAGCCUCGAUGGCAAGACAUACACCAUGUAUAGAACGGACGGACAGGCAAAGGACCAGGUAUUUGUGGGAAAUGUAGACAACGACGGCACCAAGACCAACUUGUUUGACCCUGCAAUCAUUGCCCAGUACAUCCGCAUUGUCCCUGUGGUGUGUCGCAAGGCCUGCACCCUGCGCAUGGAGCUGGUCGGCUGUGAGCUCAAUGGUUGUUCAGAGCCGAUGGGCAUGAAGUCCCGAUUGCUGUCUGACGGUCAGAUCACGGCCUCCAGCACUUUCCGCACCUGGGGCAUCGAGGCCUUCACCUGGUUCCCUCACUACGCCCGACUGGACAAACAAGGCAAGACCAACGCUUGGACCGCCGCCACCAACAACCGAUCUGAGUGGCUGCAGGUGGAUCUCCGGUCCACCAAGAAGGUCACGGGAAUCGUCACGCAGGGAGCCAAAGAUUUUGGCUCCGUCCAGUUUGUCACCGCCUUCAAAGUGGCUUACAGUGAUAAUGGACAUUCCUGGACCAUUGUGAAAGACGAGACCACGAAGGUGGACAAGAUCUUUCCAGGCAACAGCGACAACAAUGUUCACAAAAUGAACAUCUUUGAGCCGCCGUUCUACAGCCGAUAUGUUCGCUUUCUACCGUGGGAGUGGCACGAUCGCAUCACCGUACGAAUGGAGCUGCUGGGCUGUGAUGAAUAAAAUCGCCGGUUUGAUUUUUUCCUCCAUCCACACCCCCGCCACCCCUCACCCCCAGCUCCUCUCCACCUUCUCCCCUUCUCCCCCCCCAUCACACUCCAGCACUGCACCUGCACUGCCUUGCUCUCAUCCCUAGGGGGCAGCAAACACCAGAGCAGCACAUCACCUCUAACCACUGUCACCAGGGUGUGGAUUGGGUUUUGUUUCUUGAAUUGCACCUGAACCAAAUCUGUGAUCACUUUAACAACAGACACGAUGUCUUCUUUGUAACCAAGCAGAGCUGAGGUCAGAUUUUUUUAUCUCUAUGUCCUGGCUAAAUCCUAGGUGGUGAGUCCUUCAUCCUUGUUUCAGAGGUCAUGGGUAGAAAUACUGCUGCCGUAUCACUUGGUGCUGCCUGGGCUCUGAUCCCAGAUCACUUCUCCCUGGGACAUUGAACCUCCAAGACCCAUGGCUGGUGAUGUACAGAAUCUCGCCCUGUAACUGGACUAACAAUCCCCUCGCAACACACAGAAUAUAAAUUAUACAGGAUACAUUGAUGCUUUUGAUUCUUAUUUUUCAUGUUGAGACAGUUUGUGUUUUUUCAGUAUUUUCCCACACUUCAUUUUCUAUACUAUACAUUGUGUUUGAACUGCAUUUACAUAGAGAGUGUAGUAGCCAGUAAGAGGCUAAUAUCUAACCUUAAUUUCACUGACCCUGUGUGUGAAGUUGUCGUCCAGCUCUUUCAGUUACAUGUGGCUUAUUUGGUUGCAGUUGGUCUAAUCAGGGUGAAGUUUUGUGCCAACACACCCGCAGGUUUUUUGUUCCUCUGGGGUUAUGUAGAAAAAUGCAUCACAGUGCGCUGAUGUAGAUCCAUACAAACAAAGAAAGUUAUCAAAUACAUUACAUUUCAUCUGGGCUCAUAUGACAGUUAGUGCAGUAUUCGUACGUUGGCUGCUCCAGCUGAUGUGGAUCAGAUUACAUUUUUGUGUGGAGCUUUUUUCUCACUCUCGAUUCUUAGAAAAACUUUACAGCUGGUCACUGUUUCUUACUAACAGGAUUCUUUGAACGAUAAAUAGCUCAUGUGCGUUGUACACCACUCUAGAGUUCUCUGUUUUUGCAACAGUAUUAAAUCAAUAAUUGCAUGUAUUAGUUGGUUAAAACGGUGUAAAUACUAACGAUGGACGUCUCAGGUCAAACCGGAUCUGCUACUCAUGAACAGCAAAUGCUACUGAAAUGCAACUAAUCCACUCACUCAGCUGUGCGUCGAGUUGUGUUUACACAGUUUAGCUUUUUUAUGGCACUUUUGGUGUUUGUGUUUUGAUAUUUGAAAUAACCAAAAACAAAAGAAAAAAACAGUAUUGUGCAUUUAAGAACAAACUGUAUACAUAUUGAUUAUUACUCAUAGAAGAGAAAAAAAGAGAUAAAACCGUCUUGUGGUUCAGUUGUUAAAGUAAGUUUUCCAAUUCUGUUCGUUUUAACAUGAGUUUUGUGUUAAAAUGUGAUGUGCAUAUAUGCAGUGCACAGUACUUCAGUACUGGAUUCUGCUCAUAGUAGUGGAUGUUAAUGUUUGCUGCAAACCAUUUAUUUAGGGUUCAACGUUGUGUCUCCAGUUUAAGGCUGUGGUGGCGCUGAUAAGACUGUCAGGGGGAAACCAAAUUAAAACAGAUUUUUACGGUUGCACUGCGCGCGUGACACGACCCGCCGUAUCAUCUGCUUCUGCCGCCCCCAUCACACUAUUCUAAACCUUUCCACCCCCAUGAAUUAUGAAUUAAGGGCUUGUGCAAUAUUAUACUGUGGUAGUGGAACAAUGGAUAUUCAUUCAAGGUCCUUAAAAAUGCAUGAGCAGUGUCAUCAAGAGGUUGAGGAUGGAUGUUGGUGUCAAACACUGUACAGUAUUUAUUAAGAUUGCAGAAGAUUCCAUAAGCAGUCACCCUUGUUAUCCACGUCUGCAUGCUUUCUGUCCACGAGUGUUGCUCGAUUCAAGUUAAAGUGAUAUUGCUUAGUUUUUUUCUUCUAGAUAUUCACCAACUUUAAAGCUAUAAUAGCCCACUGUUCAGGUUUUCUCUAAUUAAUCAGAAAAAAAAGAAAAGAAAAUUGAUGACAUUUAUGUGUUUUUAUGGUUACAUGGGUUUGUUCUCUUGCUAUUUUGACUGUUCGCCUCUGGAUUUGGAGGUUGUUUUUUAUUUUUGUUUUUUUUUCUCCCGGUCGUAUUUCUAAGAGAAGUCCUUUAUGUUUGGCCUUUGUAUCUAAAAAUGAAGAAUAAAUAAAGAAUUUAGGAAAAAAAAAAAAACAUU